AUGGCUCGCCGGAGCGGGGCCUCAGCUGUUUCCAUCAGAAUUAUGAGCCACAUCAUGGCCAGCAGAUGGGCUGAGGAGCCGCGCAAAGAAAGUUGCGGUUGCUCCGGCAACACCCAGGCUGAAGCGCGCUUGCCCUGGACUUCUUCAAACACACAAGCGCUCCCAGUGACCGAGUGCAUUGACAAUAAAUACAUACACAGCAAAAUGGAUGCGUUCCCGUUUCCACCGCGAGAGUCAUUACAGCCUCUCUCGCCUGAACGCGUCAAUGGCAGCACCAGGCCUCUCAGUGGCAUGUCGUCCAAAACAACAUCCACACCGGACUACCCCGAAAACCCGUCACCGCACUCUUCCCCCAGACGAAAGGCGGCCAACUUGUUCGCCGACUACGACCCCAAGCGGAAUUCACCGGUGAAAGAAUAUGGCUUUGCAUUACCAAUGAGCCCAUCCCUACCCGAGAUUCACGCGUUUCGAUCCCACGCGCGCACAAACAGCGACGUCCAAGGCCUAGUCAAGCGCUUUGAGCAUUUGGAUGUUCGCGAUCGCGAUGCAGAGUGGGAAGGAAGAAAGAAACGACACGAGGCAGAACUUAGACGGGCGCAGAUCGCAAGGGAGGAGGCCGAGAACGAUGUCAAGAGAUUACGUGAAGAAGUUCGGCGGCUAAAGAGGGAGGGCGAUGAAGGUCGCGAUCGCGAGAGGAAAUUAGGAAAGAGACUAGAGGUCGUGACGGAGGAAUUUGCUAACUUCAAAGAAUCGCAGACCUCGCAGCAUUCAGUAUACGAGAAGGAAGUCCGAAAGGCGCGGAAAGAAGCAUUCAAGACGAGCUCAGCCGUGCUCAAGUUGCAAGAAGAACUAAAAUCUACGCGCAACACUCUCCGCAUAACACAGUCCGGCUUGGACAUGGAGAAGCGCAAGGUGGCCCAACGAGAACAACAGACCUUCGAUGCACAGUACCAAUUGGUCGCCGUCCAAGAAGAGCUCGACAAGAUGAGAACUCAACUGAAGACCGUUGAAGAGGAGAAGAAUGCACUCAAGACAAGCUUGAAGGAAGAAGAGGUGGCUCGAAUUGCAGCCGAAGGCAUGAUCGCUCUACCCCUGGGCAAUCAUGACGAUGACGAUCUCAUGAGCCCACAACUGAGAAGAAGGUCUCCACAGAAGCGUCCGCAGUCCCCAUUGUCAGAUGAUAAAGAGAAUGUUGGCGUGGUCACGAAGAAGAUGGUUGAGGCUAGGCAGCUCAGCGAGGAACUCGGUCGAGAAAGGAUGAGACGAGAGGAGGCCGAAGAGCUCGUGGAUUUCUUGCGACUAGAAGUGCGUGGAGACUCAGCCCACGAUCUUCGUGAAACAAACCCAUUCGCGGCAGCACUCGAAAACAUUCGCGACACCAUGCGGGCAGUCCUGACGACUCCUGCAAGCGAGACCGAGCAUACCGAACCAAGCGUCGUCAUUAAGCGUGAGUCUUCUCCUGAGGUGCACACUCAAAAGAGGGAAAGUGUGGACGUGGAAAUGGAGGAACUUGCGCCACAAGACUCUCCAAUGGAAGGCUUAGAUCGCAGUAUGACAAUGGACCAUCAGCCUGAGCCUGAAGAUCAAGUGGGGGAAGAAGCUGUAAUUGACGAGGAAGAGCCUAUUGCGCCACGGCCGACUCCAUUGGAACCAGAAGCACAGCCGGACGAGAAUGGUGAGCCUACGCCCACCCCUGCAACCAUGAAGGUGCCUUUGCUGCUUUCUAGCCCACAAUCACCAGCCCACUCACAAGCUCAGACAACGCCGUACCGGCCAGGCUAUGUGCGAACCAUCACUACCACCACAACAAUCCCAAUGCAUUUCACACCUCAGAAGCCAAAAUUUGACGCCAUGCAGGAUGCUGAAAAUAUCCCACCUACGACAAUGUCGCCGCGAGAUAGAUCCGGAUCUGCGCCGACUUUUGACCGGGAGGCAGCACUGGCGGCCAUCGCUUACAGAAGAGGUCGUGCCAAGUCUAUUGCGGAUGGCCAUAUGACGCCGCGGAAGCAGAUGAUGGAAGGUGUCAACAUCAAAGAGAGGCGAGACAUCUCAGCUCCAGCGUUGGGACAAAAGUCGCACGCAGCGAAACGCAAGCCGGACGAGAUGAAUAUUGAACCGAGGGAAUGUCCUGCAUCUUAUCUUGUACAUGACCGUCGAGUGGAAAGGUAUGGGAAGGGUUCAGGUCUGGAUUUUGAAACAGCGAUGGCGAAACGUUCCUUGUGUACGCUUCAUGAGUAA
Pseudocercospora fijiensis CIRAD86 is the source of this 2238-nucleotide messenger RNA. RefSeq lists its product as uncharacterized. The coding region runs from base 1 to 2238 and encodes 745 amino acids. The transcript has 7 exons. The record is from RefSeq and is a predicted model, not a curated record. Lineage: Eukaryota; Fungi; Ascomycota; Dothideomycetes; Mycosphaerellales; Mycosphaerellaceae.